CUCCCUCACCCAUCAUCCCUCUAUUCACUUCUUCAGCCCUAUCCGCUCACUCUCGCUGCAUCCCGGCAUUAACCGAACCAAUUGACGCUUUCCCCUCUACCACUUCUCCCUCAUUGCAAUCACCAAUCAGUCAAUCGAUCAAUCGAUCAGACCGCCGACAGUCCAGACUUCAAGAGACUACCGGAAGCAAGCAAGCAAGCAAGCCAGCAAACAAACGAAACCAAACAAGCAAGCAAAGCCACUACCCCAUCGCCGGAAUCCAUCUUACACAAUGGCUGCUCAAGCGAACUGCAACCAUUCGUUCAAGUCGAUCAAAUCCGACGACACCUUCAUCCAAUGGAAUUGCAACAAAUGCCACUCUGGCCCACACACUCUCAUCUACGAAUGCACUUCGUGCAAGCUCAAGUGCUGUCGGCCAUGCACCAGCAAAUAGUCCGGGCGAAAAAAAAAAAAAAGCAUCGAGGCUGGUACGUAUGCACGCAUGCAAGCUCGCUUUCGCUUUCCUUCACCAUCCAGAAAUCCCCCCUCACCACUCCCCACAUGCGUUUGCCCAU
Periconia digitata is the source of this 554-nucleotide messenger RNA. The record is from the annotation of a GenBank genome assembly. NCBI's taxonomy places the organism in Eukaryota, Fungi, Ascomycota, Dothideomycetes, Pleosporales, Periconiaceae.